UGAAGCUCUCAUUAAAGCACAAUUACGUACUCGUAUCAAUUACAGAUAUAACAGAAAUUUUUAAUUAUUAUUAAAUUAUAAUGCGAAAGUGCUUGUAAAAUGAUUUGCUGAGCAGUUACAACGAAUCAGAAACUUAGAUCUUUUUACUCAUCAGUGAUUCAUCGAUGAUACUGUUAUUCACGACACACGUUUCCAUCCAAGUACAUCGUUACGCGAUUCCGUGUUCCAUUACCAGAAAAUAUUCAACCGGAAUGAUCCAUCUGAAUAUCCUCUCAUAACUUCGCGGAGCUACACCAGCAAUAUCAGACCUAUACUUCCACAUCGAUGGCAAGAUAACCUGCUCUCCCCAUAUCAGUGUUCUUCAACCUGGUUUUCCAUUGGAAAAUCGCCUAACAGUAUCGUUAAAAUCGAACCCCAAAAUGAAAGUUAAAAAUUCAUACAGAUCACUUGCGUUAAUUAAAAAAAUUUGAGUAUGAUAUAUUUUCAUUUCAAUUUUCAUGGUUCAUCAAGAAUCUGGAGCAAUUUUAUCAACCCCCUGAAUAAAAAUUGAAGAACACUGCCCUGUGGAACCCUCGUGUCGUGGAUAGACGUCGACGUCUGGGGGAUAUUAAAUUUAUUUCAGUGAUAUCGUUAGACAUUACAAAUGAUGUUUAGUCCUGUUGAAACCUUUCGAUCCGUAUACAGGAAGAUUCAAAAGAAGUGGAACAAAAUUGAUCAGACAGCUAUCACUAAUGAUUGGCAUCGCGAAUUGUAAUAGAAUUCUAACGAUCUAUCAAAGUUCUAUUUCUCUUUAUUUUACUUCGAGUAAGUAAUUGUUUUCUGAGUGGAGGAAAAAAUGAUGAAAAUUUAUUACACUUAUUUUAAAUCACUCUGUACAGAGGUCUAAUGGGAGCUGUAUUUUCAAGAGAUGAAAGCUUCAACGCGCGUCUAAUCGGCUUCAUUAUGCGUGCAGUAAAGAGUGCAUGCUUAAUGCUGAUUAAUUAUUCGUCGGCAGUUCGUUUAAACGAGCAACCGCAUUGCUAUAUCGCUGCUCCUCGAUUUCGUCCUUUCUUUUUUAGAUCUCGAGGUGGUCUGCUUCUUAAAAAUUAAACGCAUUUAACAUGACAACUGACAAUGAUUAUUUAGAAAUCGAUCGAACAUUCGAUUGCCGCGUCGAGAAUUGUUAAACGAUAGCCGAGACAAAUGGGACACGAGGUGAAAAGAAGGCGGCCGAAGAGGGUGAGUUUAAACUCGGCGAUUUUAAUUAAUGUCGCUCGCUCAUCGACGAUCCGCUUUACAACGGCACCCCUUUAUCGCGACACGAGAUCUUUCAAUCGCGUGGAAACUUUCCACGUUAAUUAUUUCACCGUCGAAGAUUCCUGCGAGGUGAGUACGACGCCGGUUCGAGCGGGAAAAGGAGCGAGAACCGAGGACUUUUCGAGUUUUCUGCUAGGAUCGCAAGAAAAUUCGAAAUUGAACGGGGCUGAGAAAAAGUUUCUUUGUUUCGCGGUGGAAAUUUUCAGAAAAGUUCCGCCAGUUAACCGAAGACGCAUCGUUCCGCUCCCUAACCGGAAGGAGCAGCGAAUAAAUUCCAAGCUCAUGUUCCGUUUUAAUUGCACCGCCGUUUCCGUUUCUCUCUUUUCUUCAGGAGACGAACAGGGCACCGAGGAAAUUCUGGAAAACACGUACCGCGGACCUAUCAAAUAUUUUACGCUAAUUGUAGCGAACUUUGGGCUCGUUACGUUUAGGCUCUACCUCGUAGAGGAAAAUUUCACCGUUUAACAAUCUCCAUUAUCUGAUCAAUUUUUUUCAUAAAUAUUGGUCGACGUUUUACGAAAGGUUUUCACGAUCACCGUGUCGUGAGAUACGUUAUUACUUUUGCACUUAACGCCUCACGUGCAGCUGCGACCACGAACACCUAACUUAUUGCUUCUAAUACACACCUCCAUAAUGAUUUUAAUUAAACUCAUGGAUGUAAUUGUCCGUUCAACCAGUUUCCCUUUGCCGUUCGCGGUUAAUCUAGUCAAAUUAUUAUUAAACAUUAUUAUCAAAUUAUUUUUACCGAAACGCUACCGGUAUCCCAAAUGAUAGCUCCACUAGCCACAAUGUGACACACGGACCGGAUGUGCUCAAACGAUUCACGCUCUUGUCAAUUUAAAAAUGGUCAUUUGUUUUCCAUUGGUCGUCCGUUGUAACGCGGACUCUGUUCGUUCGUGCGUGAUGUUAACAGAGAAGAGAAUUCGGUUUUUCACCCCCCGUACCUACAGAGAUUAUUCUCGUGGAGGGUUUCUGUGCAGCGUCGACAUGCACUUACCCUCGGAUAGACAGACAGGGUUCCUAAAGGGUGAUCCCAUGACAGUAAUCCGAUACUUGACCGAUACAGGUCGUUGCGUGGGAUAUGAAACACGUGUUUCCGUGGGCGACCGGCCCCGCCACUUUUGGAAUAUUUAUCAAUAUGUAGCCGAAAGCGACGCCGCUAUGUUUCCAUAAAAAUACCUAUUAAAUAUCCUGCUCGUUCCGUUCUCGAACAUGUACCAUGAAUUUUUCAAUUUAACGCACAAUUGCUCGCGCAAAACGCCAUUCCAACUAACUGGAUAUACUUUUUGUUUUUGUUUCAUCGCUUACAAUUAGCCGAACGAAUAUCGUUUCAUUUUUAUGGAGUAUGAAUUUGUUGUAACAAUAAUUGGCGGAUAAAUCGAACCAUUUCUAUCGUUGAAGAGGGUUGAAAAUAUUCAAAUCACGAUUGGUGAAAAAUAAUAGGGUAUUAUUUCGGCAGAGUGGGACUUCAUUUAUUAUUAUUAUUGCAAUCAUUGAACGACUAAUUAUUAAUUAAUUAAUUAAAUAUUGAGAUAUCGAAUGAAAAUAAAUGUAUUUUUAACUAUUCCUAAUCAGAUUUUUGCUUGUGCCCCACUCUGCCGAAAUAAUACCAAUAAUAGAAUGUUUUAUAAUACUUUUGUGUCGUCAAAUAACGUCGGACUUGAUAUCUUUCAAAAUGAGCCAAUUUUAUAAUUCUUACCAGUUAUUUUAAUUUUUACACAGUUGAUGUUAAAAAGAAUAAUUGUUGAUUUUUCAGAAUUAUAACACGUUUCUUGAACAUGGAGAUUGCGAAAGGAAAGCGUUAUGUAGAGCGUGGCACAAGUGUUUUUCGACGGUGGAGGAUUCUUUAGGGUUCGCUGUCGAGCAAACCACGGAAGCUCGGUCAGUGUCUCGGCCACCCUCGUGGCGUGCAGGUUUGCGAGGGAGGAGACUCUGCUUGUACCCGGCAUCCCCUCUAGAUAUAUACAUACGUAUCCCCCUCCUCCUCUAUCCCUCUCUCGACUUAAUGCCAGUACGAGCGCGCGCUUUCCAACGACGCGUCGUGUCGGCCGCGAGGGACGAUCAGUCUGUUCUCCACGUUCUCCACGCAAGGACGAUCGACGCCGGCAAUACAGUCCCUCUAAUCUGUAACACGAACUUUGACCGCGCUCCCGCUGCCUUCCUCGCGAUCUUCUUAUCACCAGCUCGAUGACGUACGCGCGAUCUUCGUCAAGUUCCUCGAUCGACGUCCGAGCGAACUUCAGUAACGAUUACGUAUCCCCCGCGUUCGUACGCACGAUUAUUCCUCCGUUUCUUCUCGAUCCCCGCGUAUAAAUAUUCGUUCAAAUUUCAUCUUACUUUUCUAUAGAAACAUCGUGUUCAUUAUUCAUUUAUUCAUUUUCCCGCCUUCGUCCAUUUUGUCGCGGAUGAAAUCUGUUUCUUUGUCCGGGCGAGAAUAAAACGCGCGUCUCUUUCAUCGUUUUCUUAUUAAUUUGUCUGUUAUAAAAAAUCUGGAGAUGUGAUCGGUGAUUAUCGUUUCGAGAAAUAAUUACAACUUUUCCCAGUCGAGUGGUGAAGUUCGAGUCGGUGAACGACAGGGUGAAAGAGAAAACAGUGGCAAAUGAAUCGGUGUAAACGGUAGUACGAUUGGUCUUUGAUGGCCUAGGGUGCCGAUAGAAGAGACACCCCGCUCGUUGUCGUUUUCGACCGAUCGACGGUAUCGAGAUGAGACUGCUGUUCUUGGUUUCGAUCUUCUGGCUGGCGUGCCGAUGCGCCGAUUCCCGGGCGGUCCACGCUCAUUCAACGGAGAACGAGUAUCGAAGGCACAGGCGUAGAUUUACCGUCGACCAACUGCUCAACACAAAGUUCCCUCAUGGAAUCAGCGGCGAUCUGGAUGUAGACGUUUGUAAAGCUGGUGGUUUCCUCGGCGACAUAGCUUUGCCGAACAUCAAAUACGAAACAGAAUGGCGACAGCAGAAGCUGAACAAAAGUUAUCUCGAAGAAUUGGAGAAGUAUCGAGACGAGGUACUGAAAGAGGGUCUCCAGGUUGAAGAAGAGGGUCUUACAGAGAUCCUUCAAUUUAAAAAUGAGCACGACGCUAACGAGCCGCAUCAGGAGAACGAGGAGAUCGUGGCUUCUCAAGAGAAAUCCGAACCAAUUAUGGUGGACCGGAAUCAAUACAGCAUGGACGGCGAGCUCGAGGGUGGAUUCAGUUUUAAAGCGAGGAACGACGAUGCCAGGCCUGGUGUCAGGGACGAAGGAGUCGAAUUCAGACUGGAAUCGACGACUCCUGCAACGAAAAAGAGGCACUCUUCUCGAAAACAGAACCACGAUGUUUCGCAGACAGCAUCGAACGUGAACGCGACGAAAUCGAAACAGUCGUUUUUGAGAACAUCUCACGAACUCGAUAACUUUUCCACGAGCACGGAUAGCACCAAUCAAAUGAAAGACGCGAAUAUGAAGAAUAUCGAGGAAGUAUUCACUGUUCAACCGGAAAACAGCACGCAAAACGUAUCGAAGAGACGACAUCGACGUCAUCAUCGUAGAAGAACGAGCAAACGUAGACAUCGUCGUCGGAAGAUACCAUUGGUCAGACGCGAUUUCGACGACUCGUCCGACGAAGUUGUUUCGUUGCACGAUCGGCAAUUGCGCUCGAUCGAAUUCUACGACAUGGAACAUAAGCCGAAGUAUCUGGCGAACAAACGCGGCACAACGAGACACGGAUUCUCGAGCAGAAGACGAAGAGCCGCGACAGCCCGGAAGGAACGCGUAUGGGACGACGGGGUGAUCCCGUACGAGAUCGAUGGGAAUUUUUCCGGGGCGCACAAAGCCCUCUUCAAGCAGGCCAUGAGACACUGGGAGAACUUUACUUGCGUUAAAUUUGUCGAGCGAGUACCCACGGAGCAUCCUAAUUAUAUACUCUUCACGGAGAGACCGUGCGGAUGCUGCUCGUUCGUCGGGAAACGAGGGAACGGUGCUCAAGCCAUAAGCAUCGGGAAGAACUGCGACAAAUUUGGAAUAGUCGUUCACGAGCUGGGACACGUGGUCGGUUUUUGGCACGAGCACACCAGACCCGAUCGUGAUCGUCAUGUACAGAUCAUUCGCGACAAUAUCAUGUCUGGUCAGGAGUACAACUUCAACAAAUUGACCGAGGAGGAAGUGAAUUCGCUCGGAUUGCCCUACGACUAUGAUUCGAUCAUGCACUACGCGAAGAACACGUUCUCAAGAGGCACCUAUCUAGACACCAUCCUUCCGAUGGAGAGUCACGGGAAGAAACGUCCUGAGAUUGGUCAAAGGCUUCGUCUGAGCGAGGGUGAUAUCGCUCAAACCAACCUUCUCUACAAAUGUUACAAAUGCGGCAGAACGUUUCAAGAAAACAGCGGAAGCUUCGGGUCUCCGAUUCAUCCGAACGGAUCGCCCUCGACAGAAGGUGAACGUUGCGAAUGGAGGAUCACAGCGACCCACGGAGAACGAAUAGUCCUGAACAUAACAUCGUUGAACAUACUUAAAAGCAAUCUUUGUCGUAGCGAUUACUUGGAGAUUAGAGACGGAUACUGGCACAAGAGUAAAGUGUUAGGUCGUUACUGUGGCAAUGGUAAGAUCCAGGAUCCGAUCGUGUCUACCGGAAGUCGAAUGCUUGUUACAUACGUGACAUCCGGUCAUCAGACCAGCGGGCAGCGCGGCUUUACUUCGUCCUACGAGGCCGUUUGCGGUGGUGAAAUCGAGCUCGACGACACUGGUCACCUCGAGUCACCCAACUAUCCAGAUGGUUACCAAUCGAGCAAGGAGUGUGUGUGGAAGUUGUCGGUGCCACAGAAUUUCCAAGUGGCGUUAAAGUUUCAGUCCUUCGAGAUCGAGAACCACGACAACUGCGUUUACGACUACGUCGAGGUACGCGAUGGUCACAACGCGGACUCUCCGUUGAUCGGGGUUUACUGUGGCUACAAAAUACCACCGGACAUUAAGUCCACUGGUAACAAACUUCUGGUGAAGUUUGUCAGCGACGGAUCUGUACAGAAGGCUGGAUUUUCGGCCACCUUCAUGAAAGAGUUUGAUGAAUGCGUUCUGAUCGAACAUGGCUGCGAACACAAUUGUAUCAACACUCUGGGUGGAUUCGAAUGUUCUUGCAAUCCUGGUUACGAAUUGCAUUCGGAUGGAAAACACUGUGAAGAUGCCUGUGGUGGAACGUUCGUCGAUAGCAACGGAACCAUCACCAGCCCAUCGUUUCCGGUAACUUAUCCAGGAAACAAGGAUUGCGUGUGGGAGAUCAUAGCUCCGCCUCAGUAUCGUAUCAUGUUGAAUUUCACUCAUUUCGAUUUGGAAGGCAACAAUGCUCGUCAACAAGAAUGCGAGUACGAUUCUGUAGAAGUGAGCAGCAAGCUUGGAGAUGAUAUUUUGAGGAAACACGGGAUCUUCUGCGGCUCGAGAGUGCCGUCGUUAAUUACAUCCGAGGGAAACUUCAUGAAGAUAACUUUCACAUCCGACAAUAGUAUUCAAAAAACAGGAUUCGCUGCUGUCUUCUUAACAGACAUGGACGAGUGUGCUAACAACAAUGGUGGUUGUCAACACGAAUGCAGAAACACGAUAGGAUCGUAUCAAUGUUCGUGUCACAAUGGCUUUACGCUUCACGAAAAUGGCCACGAUUGCAGGGAAGGUGGUUGCAAGUAUGAAAUCGUUGCACCCAUGGGUACCAUAACGUCGCCAAACUAUCCAGACUAUUAUCCUGGUCUCAAGGAUUGUGUUUGGCAUUUUGUUACCAAGCCAGGACAUCGUAUCAAGCUGGUCUUCAAAGUCUUCGAAAUGGAAUCCCAUCAAGAAUGCAAUUACGAUCACAUUGCAAUUUAUGACGGCGAUUCGCCGGAUAGUCACGUUCUCGGUAAAUUCUGCGGUACCAAAGAACCUCAUCCAAUCUUAGCGACCGGAAAUCAAAUGUACAUGGUAUUUAAAAGCGAUGCAUCCAUUCAGAGGAAAGGGUUCCUCGCCACUCACAGCACUGCUUGCGGUGGACAUCUCGUUGCAACGAGCGAGGUGAAGCAUUUGUAUUCUCAUGCCAAGUACGGUACUCAUAAUUACGACCAUAGAACGGACUGUGAUUGGGCCAUUGAAGCACCGCCUGGCAAAAAUGUCCAUUUAACUUUCGUCACGUUCCAACUCGAAUCGGAAAGCGAGUGCAAUUACGAUUUCGUCGAGGUUUAUUCCGGUUUGGACACAUCUGGUCUUCUUUAUGGACGAUAUUGUGGAAAUAGCAACACCACCGACUUUAUCUCCAUUAACGAAGCGUUGUUAGUGCGAUUCAGGACGGACGACACGAUAUCGAACAAAGGUUUCAUGGCGUUUUUCGUGGCGGUCGAUCGACAGGACAGCGGUGAGAACUACGGUGGUUCAGAAGACGAAGACGCGGACGUGUCAGGCCUUGCGAAUCGAUUGGGCUCCGAGUUCCAUAUCGGUGCAGCCUUGCAAAGCAGCGAUCGAAGUGAAAACGAGUAAAAUCAAAUAUGAUCGCUCCGAGUGGAACGCGUGUGCCGUUUCAACGACUCGUAGCCCAGACACGUGUAUGUGGAUCUUUCUCGAUCGUCGAGGCCGUGAACCAUUGUUCUUCUAUUCUCUAAGUACAUUCGAACGAAUCGACAAUGUUUGUCAGAGGACAAGGAUAAUUUAUUCCAUCAGUGAAUUAACAGCGCUAAUCGUUUCGAUUUAGCUUGUACGAUUCCGAAGUUCGGCCUAUAUCAGGCCAAUUGUGCCAUUCUAUGUUUAGAUAGAUCGCAUUAUAAUAUAUUACCAUUCAUAAAUUCCAUGCCCAGCGAGAAAGAAAAGGCAAAAACGAUUACACGACCUACCGGUUGCCAAAAUAAUAUUCUAUGUUUAAUCGAUCAGUAGGAAAAAUCAGGAAGGCGCAAAAGAAGUUAACGAGAAACGACGAUACACCUUGUUUGGUUCAAAAGCAUUUCUUAUUUUUUCUCUUCUGACAAAAGUGCUAAAGUUUCAGCGAAACGUUUUCGUGUAAAUGGCUCUAAAUAUCGACAAGAAAACAACGGCAAACGUAAACGAGAGUAUUCGAAAGGUAGCCGAGACACGUUGCCAGACCUUUUCGCUCAGAUAUGUUCGAUGGAAAUGUUCCAAGCGACAGUUCGUGCAAAAUACUCGAAUAAUCUAGAUAUAAAUUUAGGUAUAGAGCUGUUCGAUAUCGAAGUCAGCGAUUUAGAAAUUUAAAGGAGAACCUUGGAUCGAAACAUCCUCGAGGUUUCUCCUCUCGAACACGUUUAUUGUACAUAGAGAAACAAAGAUUUAGAUGUAGACGUCGUGCCGUUUUAUAUAAUAUAGUCAUAGGAUCCAUGAUCGAUCAGGUGUCUUGCUAUCGAGUGGAUUUUACAGAUUUACGAUUUCUCAACCCUGUACUUUCGUUUCUGUUUCUAAAGAUAUUACAGGAAUACUACAGAGUAAUUUGUUGCAGAGUAAACUUGUUUCGAUCGGCUGAUCUAGCGAAUUGUAUUAGAUUAAAGAUCACCGAUAUUCUAAUGUAUACUUGGAGAAAGUACAGCUAAAGUAACUAGAAGCGUCUCAAUGAUUUCGUCGUAGCUUAACGAAAAUACGAAUCAAAUGUUACAAAUUUAAUCAAUCAUAUCUUGGAGGUAAACGAUACAAAUCUAACUAUAUCAGUGAAGAAGUUUCAUUCGAACAAACAAGUUUCGAAAUUAUCAAAAUCUUUCAUCAUUUUUCUACGUAACACACUGCCUUGUGUACAUGAUUUUCGUGACGGUACACCAAAGUUACUUCGAAAGGAACCUUACUCUCGUUUGUUACAUUGUAACGCGACUAUAUGGCCUAUAUCGAUCGAACACAUUUAAUAUUCGAAACAUGAGUAAAAAAGGAAAUGAGUUACGCGUAUAAUGUUGAUCCUUCGAAAAUUCGUACGCCUAAGAUACACGUAUAGAUGAUAAUAAUAACAAUGAUAAUAUCUUAUCUAUUGUCUGACGGUAAGAAACAAUAUUAAGCGCCGCGUCAAGUUCCUUUUUGUAAAUUAUAUGUGAUUUAUUUGUUCUCAGAAAUACACGUUAUAGGCACUCUAUAUAUAUUACUGAGCAACUAUAUACAACUAA
This is a messenger RNA of Osmia bicornis bicornis, 9371 nucleotides long. RefSeq names its product tolloid-like protein 1 (gene tok). Gene Ontology annotation, molecular function: calcium ion binding; metalloendopeptidase activity; zinc ion binding. The record is from RefSeq and is a predicted model, not a curated record. Lineage: Eukaryota; Metazoa; Arthropoda; Insecta; Hymenoptera; Megachilidae. The transcript is spliced from 15 exons. Gene Ontology annotation, biological process: proteolysis. The coding region runs from base 4000 to 7761 and encodes 1253 amino acids.